This is a messenger RNA of Osmerus eperlanus (European smelt), 3172 nucleotides long. It is a transcript of the gene pou3f1, whose product is annotated as POU class 3 homeobox 1. Gene Ontology annotation, biological process: brain development; regulation of transcription by RNA polymerase II. Gene Ontology annotation, molecular function: DNA-binding transcription factor activity, RNA polymerase II-specific; RNA polymerase II cis-regulatory region sequence-specific DNA binding. Bases 1 to 1131 code for a protein of 376 amino acids. The transcript has a single exon. Gene Ontology annotation, cellular component: nucleus. The record is from RefSeq and is a predicted model, not a curated record. Lineage: Eukaryota; Metazoa; Chordata; Actinopteri; Osmeriformes; Osmeridae.
AUGGCGACAACAGCUCAGUAUAUUCCGCGGAAUAACUCCUUACCGUCCAACCCGCUCAUGCAUCCGGAUUCGGAUAGGAUGCACCAAGGGACGACCUACCGAGAGGUGCAAAAGAUGAUGCACCACGAGUACCUGCAAGGGUUAGCGGCGACCAACACGGGACAUCCGAUGAGCCUGACCCACCACCAGUGGCUGCCCAGCUCCAACACGGACUGGACCAGCGGGACCCACAUCGGCCAACAGGAGCACAACAAAGCGAGCGUCCAGGCGAGCCGCGAGGACCUGAGCAGCGGGUUCCACCACAGACCUCACCUGGUCCACCAGCAAACGCAGAGCGCGCACCACGGCUCGUGGGCACCGACCACGACGCACCACUUGUCCCCGCUGUCCCCGGCGUCCAACGGCCACCAGUCAUUGGUCUACUCGCAGCCGGGUUACACGAACCUCAACGCCAUGCUGAGCCCGCAGCCCGCGUCUCUGCACCACGGCAUGCGGGACCCGCUGCACGACGACGCGGGUAGCCAUGACCACCAGAUGGAGUCGCCGCAGCAGGCGUUCAGCCACCACCAGGACCACUCGGACGAGGACGCUCCGAGCUCGGACGACCUGGAGCAGUUCGCAAAGCAGUUCAAGCAGCGGAGGAUCAAGCUGGGCUUCACCCAGGCGGACGUGGGCUUGGCCCUGGGCACGCUCUACGGAAACGUCUUUUCUCAGACAACUAUCUGCAGGUUCGAGGCUCUGCAGCUCAGCUUCAAGAACAUGUGCAAGCUGAAGCCGCUGCUGAACAAGUGGCUGGAAGAGACCGACUCGAACACGGGCAGCCCGACCAACCUGGACAAGAUCGCUGCGCAGGGGAGGAAGAGAAAGAAGAGGACCUCGAUUGAAGUAGGAGUGAAAGGCGCGCUAGAAAAUCAUUUCUUAAAAUGCCCCAAACCCUCCGCUCAUGAAAUCACCAGCUUAGCCGGCACUCUGCAGUUGGAAAAAGAGGUUGUUCGUGUUUGGUUUUGCAACAGAAGACAAAAAGAAAAACGAAUGACACCGGUGGGGGUCCCCCAUCCUAAUAUGGAGGACGUAUAUUCUCAAGCGGAGACCCCCCCUCACCACCACUCACUACAGAGCCCGGUGCAGUGACUAUUUUCAUGAACGAUUCAACCGUCUGGGAGGGAGGGAGGGAGAAAAUAGAAAAGGGAAAAGGACUACGGAGUUUACAGUAUUUAAUUUUGCUUUUUUUUCCUGUGAGAAAAGAGACUUGGCAAAGUUGGACAGAAGUGUGCACAGCACCAGGACAUUGUGGCUUAACAAAUAAAACGAUUGACAAAGGAAGGGGUGGUUGAAAAAAAAACAGUCACUAUUACAGAAUUAAUUUCAUACGCAUUUUAAUCAAAACAAAGAUCUUUAUUUACCAAAAUUCUAUGGAGGGGCUUACCCUACAGUAAAUUCGGUGUUCCAAGGCAGUUCGAAGGGAAUCGUGUUUCCAUCUCAACUUGGUCUCGUGAACUGAUUGCGGAUGCCAGCGCGAGGUGGUAGCCUGAAUAUUAAGAACAUACGAUGAACAUUUGCUUUUCUGGCUUAAACUGAUUAACCAUAUUUCUAAUUACUAGCCUCUUUUUCUUUGUUAUAUUAAUUGUGAUGUUUGAUUUGGAAAUUCUUAACUUCAGUGUCUAUCUUGUGCUGCAGAAAUGCUAUUAUUAUUAUUAUUGUUGUUAUUAUUAUUUCUGUCCUUUAUUAGGCUGUAUACUGUAACUCAUCCAAGCGCCUCCUCAGACUGUGUUGUACAAGUUAGUGGCCGGAGGAGCUGGUGAUAAGAUGAUAGAGAUGAUGGCAGCCGUUUGCGAAAUCAUCACACUCAAUGUCAGAUGCAUUUGAAAUGCAACAAGAAAUCUCAGUUCUGGCAGCCUUAUUAUAGAUAUUUAAAGCUUUGCAGCUGACUACAUUGAAUUUUUCAGAUAGCGACUGACGAGAAAAGGGCAAAAUGGAUAAUAGCCUAUUUGAUAAAACAUGUUCUUGUCGAUUUAAGUAUUUGUUUAAUAUUGUUUUCUUUUUAAUAUUGUUUUCUUUUGCAUGGAGCACUUAUUCUUACGUUUCAGUAUUGCAAUUCUAGAUUUAUUCAUCAAUUGGUUUCAGUGGAUAUGUUUUCAGUAUAGGCCUAUACGCAGUGAGAACAUGUUUACAAGUUUCUAGAAUCACCGCAGGACACAGUCAGCUUACAUUGCCAAAUGCCUAAAGUCCCCGCCACAUCAUAAGAAAGAGAUUGGUCAAAUACGAAAGUAAAACUCAGGUAAUUCUAGCGCCCCAGGUACAUGGAUCAGACAGGAGACAUCGCGUUGUCUUCUCAUUAAAAGCAGAGGAUUAUGAAAGGCACGCUGCGAUGAACUAAACCCAUUUUGUCAUUGUAUUGCAACUACUGUAUUCUGAGGAAAGAAUACUUCAAUUACUAAAGAUGAGCGAUUGAGGGACAUGUUUUAGCGUAUUUUUUUCUGACAAAGAUAAGAAGGUAUAGCUGGGGGAUAAACUUGUGCGUUGUGUAUCGUAUCUUGAUCUGCUGAAUUCGAAAGAACAGUCUUAUAAUACAAAAUCCUAUUGGAGUGCUAUUCGUUACAGUGGGAAACAACUUUUUUCAACAGCAGCAACAACAAACAAAAAAAGAUUUUAAAGAUAAUGUUGCCAGGAUUAUUUCCAAUAUGUAAAUAUGUCGAAUAUGUAAACUUCUACUUGUUCUGAGAUAUGUUUUCGUUUCUUUCCGGGCAGUUUUGUACACUAACUAAUUCCAAGAAAAUAUUUUAAUAUGAUUUCAUUUAUGAAUCUGACCAUUUAUAUAUAUAUAUUUAUUUCUUAAAUGUGUUUGGAGCGUUUUGUUUGGCUCUCAUAAUGGUUAUGUUGCAGUGGAUUUCAAUAUGUUUUGUUUACUACAUUGGUUGUAUGUUGAUUGCUAAAUGUAGACUGCAAAGUCACAUUUAUAUUUAUGUUAUAGUAAUAUUUUAUUACUUACAUAAAACAUAUAUACAAGAAGAGGUAUUUUGUCUUCAUUAAUAAUCAAACUCCUCAAAGUCCGUUUUUAGUAAGUGCUGUGACCUCACCUGACAACAGGCCGGACAGCUCGAGCGUCUGGGCUGAACAACCGUUAUUUAACUUUUUAGAAAGUGUUGAAUACACGCCAUGUGUUCACGUUUGA